UAUCAGUUUGUUUGUGAGCCGCUGCUCGGUUAAUCUCGCGAUACAACGGGAUAUUACGCGCUCUGUGCGCGUGCGCGGCAUCGCGCCCGUCAGAGAAGCUGAGUUGGGGGAUCAUGGCGGAGCGCAGGAGGCACAAGAAGCGGAUCCAGGAGGUGAGUGAGCCCACCAAGGAGGAGAAGGCGGUGGCCAAGUACCUCCGAUUCAACUGCCCUACCAAGUCCACCAACAUGAUGGGCCACAGAGUCGACUAUUUUAUUGCCUCCAAGGCAGUGGACUGUCUUAUGGACUCCAAGUGGGCCAAGGCGAAGAAGGGAGAGGAGGCUGUGUUCACCACCAGGGAGUCUGUGUUGGAUUACUGCAACAGACUCUUAAAGAAGCAGUUCUUCCACCGGGCUCUCAAAGUGAUGAAGAAAAAGCCAGAGAAAGACACCAAGAAAGAGAAGGAGAAAGAGAAGGAGAAGACCAAGGGUGACAGCAGCAAAGAAGAGGAGAGAAAAGGGAAGAAGGAGAAAGAGAAGAAGAAAGAGUCUGAGGCUGUUGAAACCAAGAAAGAGAAGAACGAUGACAGUCCUGGAACCCCCAAGAAGAAGAAAGAAGUGAAGAAAAAGUUUAAACUGGAGCCUCAUGAGGAUCAGCUGUUUCUAGAUGGAAAUGAGGUGUAUGUGUGGAUUUACGAUCCUGUUCAUUUUAAGACAUUUGCCAUGGGACUGAUCCUUGUCAUUGCUGUGAUAGCAGCCACACUAUUCCCCCUGUGGCCAGCAGAAAUGCGUGUAGGGGUUUACUAUCUAAGUGUUGCAGCAGGAUGCUUUGUAGCCAGUAUAUUGCUUCUUGCUGUUGCUCGCUGCAUCCUCUUCCUGAUCAUCUGGCUGGUGACUGGCGGGCGCCACCAUUUCUGGUUCCUCCCUAACUUGACUGCAGAUGUCGGUUUCAUCGACUCGUUCCGGCCGCUCUACACCCACGAGUACAAAGGACCGCGAGCCAGCAAUAAGAAGGGCUCAGACAAGACAGACGAGAAGGACAACGAUGGCAACAAGGCUCAGAAGUCCGACAGCGAUGACAAAUCAGACAGCGAGAAGAAGGACGGCGAGGAGGAAGAGGAAGAGGAGGAGGAGGAGGGCAAAGAGGCCGAAGAAAGUAAAGAAGCAGAGGGGGAGGGAACGGGGGCGGACCGCCACUCAGACACAGACAGCGACCGCCGGGAGGAAGAAGGCUCGCAGCACAGCAAUGGGAACGACUUUGAGAUGAUCACCAGGGAGGAGCUGGAGCAGCACACAGAGGAGGAAGACCAGGAGGAGGAAGACGAGGAGACGCAAGAGAGGAAAGAAGGGGGUGAGAGUGAGACUAAACCCCAGACUGCUGAAACAUAAACUUCUUACAAUCUCAUCACUCUCUACUUUUUCUCUCUCUGGCCUUUCCUCCCUUCCUCCUGUGAUCCCAGGACCUGCUAUUUCGACCUCUCUGAGCCUGCUGAGGCAGAGGAGAGGCUUCAUCUUCCACUAAACCGUACCAAUAGAACAGUACUGGGAUAGACACAACGAUGAAAAGUAAAUGGCUACGACAAUGGGUGGGGGGGGAAUCUAAAAGAAGCCUUAUUGUGGAUUUUAUUCCUCCUACCCAAAUGUUAUUUAUGUAAAAAUGAAAACUGCCACUGACAUGUUUGCCUGAGGAAGUUGUCAACAAAAAUAUCAAACCAACAAACACAGAGUUUUCAUUUUUUUCUCUUUUUCAUUUCUGAUUUCUCAUCUCAUGUUUCUUUUUGUCAUUUCAACUUUUUUUUGUCCCCUCUCUCUGGUUACAUUUGCAUGUGAGGUCAAAGCGAAGAAGAGAUAUCUUGCUUAAAGGACCAGUAAGCGAAGACGUGCUGGUUUCCUCAUUCUUUCACCUUUUGUUGGUGUUUUUGGUGCAACAGUCUGAUAGCUUUCUCAGGCAGCCCUUAAAGCAAAGUAACCCGCUUUAAAACCUGAACCAAGCCAGAUGGACCAAAUCCUGUAGUUUACUCGAAGGAACCAAAAGCGACCAUGAUGUGGCUGGAUUGAGUAUAGGAGUAGAAUGAAAGCAGUGUAGCAUGACUCCUUGAGGUACUUGCCGUUUUCAGUAAGAAAAAAAAGUCUUAUCUAUUCUUUUUUUUCAUUGGCUGAUGAUCACAGUGCAAUCUUCUACACAGUCGGAAGUAGUUCUUGUUUAAUAAUGUGGGGUUAUCUUUAAGAGUAAAUGUGAGCAACUUGGAAACACCUAGCAUACUUCAUUUUUAUUUUUUAAAGAUUGCAGCAUUUGUUUAACAACAAAAGCUAUAAGAUGCAACGUUUGCUGAUUAAUGUCUAUUUGCAAACAUAACAAGAUUUAAAGUAAACUCAAGUGCCAAACACAACUAAUAAUGAUGUUAUGCAUGCUGAUUUAAUAUGGAGAGUUAAGCGUAAGAGCGAGGGGUACGUUUGUUUUUUGUUAAUUUCGUUCAUUUUGCAACCGCAGUGUCAAAUUUCUCAAAACGUUUGCAUCUUUGAAAAGAUAAAUAAAACACAGCACAAAGUUAUAAGUGUGUAGCUAAACAAAGAUUUUGGUCUCAGUGAAACCUUUAUGGUGUUGGCAUUGGACUCCCAUCCAAACCAGUUCUGUCUUGUCUUGCACAAGCUGUUGGACUAAAACAAAAUGGUUUUAGUCCACUAACCAGACCAGUUUCAUUUCUAAUCAAAGCCCCGUAGCUGGCGGCCAUGGUCCAAACUGUUCCUUCCCGUUAUCUUCUGGCUAGAAAUGUCUUAGAUGCUUUUUUUUUUUUUAGUCAUAGCAAGGAUUAUAUAGUAUAAAAAAAUAGAGAUGUAUCAUUUAUAUAUGGAUUCUAU
Etheostoma cragini (Arkansas darter) is the source of this 2837-nucleotide messenger RNA. RefSeq names its product SEC62 homolog, preprotein translocation factor (gene sec62). Bases 114 to 1367 code for a protein of 417 amino acids. The transcript is spliced from 8 exons. The record is from RefSeq and is a predicted model, not a curated record. Lineage: Eukaryota; Metazoa; Chordata; Actinopteri; Perciformes; Percidae. Gene Ontology annotation, cellular component: endoplasmic reticulum membrane; endoplasmic reticulum. Gene Ontology annotation, biological process: post-translational protein targeting to membrane, translocation.